This is a messenger RNA of Humulus lupulus (European hop), 606 nucleotides long. RefSeq lists its product as uncharacterized. The coding region runs from base 1 to 606 and encodes 201 amino acids. The transcript has a single exon. Lineage: Eukaryota; Viridiplantae; Streptophyta; Magnoliopsida; Rosales; Cannabaceae. The record is from RefSeq and is a predicted model, not a curated record.
AUGGCUUUGAAAAAGGACUGCAGCGCCAUCUUACAAAGGAAGCUCCCUCAGAAAUUAAAGGAUCCAGGCAGUUUUACUAUCCUGUGCACCAUCAGAAAUUUUCAGUGUGAGAGAGCUCUUUGUGAUUUGGGCACCAGUAUCAAUUUAAUGCCACUGUCAGUUUAUCGGAGCAUGGGGUUAGGAGAAGCACGCCCCACUAUAGUGAUACUACAGUUAGCAGACAGGUCUAUCAAGCAUCCUCGUGGGUAUCUAGAGGAUGUCCUAGUAAAGGUAGAUAAAUUCAUUUUCCCAGCGGAUUUCAUUGUAUUAGAUGUGGAGGAAGAUGAGGGCGUGCCUAUUAUAUUGGGAAGAUCAUUUUUAGCCAUGGGCCGAGCUUUGAUUGAUAUUUAUAAGGGUGAGUUAAGGCUUAGAGUACAAGGUGAUGAGGUAGUUUUUAAUGUCUUUAAAGCCUUAACCUACCCUCGUGCUAGUGACAGUUGUUUUAGUGUCAGUGUAUUGGAAAAACAAGGUGAAGGGGUCAGGUCUAUUGAGGACCCACUUCAGUUGAGUUUGGUUGCAAGUCAAGAGGAGUGUGAUGGUACUGAAGCCAGCGAAUAUGUUAAGUAG